Molecule: messenger RNA, 684 nt
Organism: Aspergillus nomiae NRRL 13137
Lineage: Eukaryota; Fungi; Ascomycota; Eurotiomycetes; Eurotiales; Aspergillaceae
Exons: 3
Coding region: 1-684 (227 amino acids)
Biological process (GO): protein phosphorylation
Molecular function (GO): ATP binding; protein kinase activity
Source: RefSeq, a predicted model, not a curated record
AUGUCUCUUGAAAUUGAUGUGAAACUACUAUCUGAGGUUGAAUUCCUCGAAACGCUGAAGGAAAGUAAAUACUCAGUGGUUUUCAAAGUCCGUUUCCAGGAAAGGAUAUGUGUUAUGAAAGUGUAUCAUGAUAGAGGCCCGUCUGAGUAUGAUCCCCCUGACCGCGAAGUCAAUCUUUUUAUUUCUGAGUCUACCGCAUACCAUCGAAUGAAAUCGAAGGGCUUGUGCGAAAGGGGUGUUGUCCCAGAUUUUUACGGGAUAAUGAGAAAUAUUCAACCGACGGUUUCUCCAAAUCUUCAUAUGUUUUUUGACGACAGACUGCCGCCUAAUGCUACUUUUAUCGAGUAUAUUCCCAAUCUGCAGUCAAUAGCCCUAUCCAACUUUUCAGUAAAACGGCUCGCUAAACUCCGCGAGAUUCUUGAUGAUAUUCACAGGGUACAAGUUCUUCAUGGUGAUCCAAUGCCCCGCAAUAUGAUGGUAUCUUCAGGGGAGUACGAGAGGGUGCUCUGGAUAGACUUUGACUCUGCCCAAACAUUUUCAGAGGAUGGUCGUUCACCAAGACAAGAAGAGUGGAUCGAAGAAGAGGAUGAGCUGGUGGACUAUUUCAUUGAUGCCUUAGCUCAGGAUUUCAAAGAAGGGAAGCUGAACCGUGCAUAUUCGUACUAUUAUGAGUGGUACAUAUAG